Messenger RNA from Cannabis sativa, 3594 nucleotides. RefSeq names its product autophagy-related protein 18f. Gene Ontology annotation, molecular function: protein binding. Bases 622 to 3372 code for a protein of 916 amino acids. Lineage: Eukaryota; Viridiplantae; Streptophyta; Magnoliopsida; Rosales; Cannabaceae. Gene Ontology annotation, biological process: response to starvation; autophagy. The record is from RefSeq and is a predicted model, not a curated record. The transcript is spliced from 8 exons. Gene Ontology annotation, cellular component: cytoplasm.
AAAAAGAAAAAGAGAGAAAGAAAAAAAAACAAAAAACAAAAAACUUCCAUUAUCCAAUAUCUUUCUCUCUCCAAAAAGAAAAUCUCUCUAUCUCCUCAGAUCGUUUGCUGGUUCUCGGGCGUUUUUUCGUCGAGAAAGCAACACUCCAAAAUAAAAUCAUCUGCCAUAAAUUAUUUGUUUCAUAUAUUAUUUUUAAUAUUUGAUUUCUAUUAUACAUUUUUUUGAUUUAAUUUUGUUUGGUGUCAAAUAAAAAAAAACAAAUAGUUUUUUUGAUUGUUUGUAAAUGUUCAUAAGGGUGUAAGGGCCUUGAAACUCAUAAUCCGUUUUUUCUUUUUGAGGGGUUUCUUUUCACCGUCUGGAUUAUUGUCUUCUUCGUAUUUAUAGCAAGACGGCGUGAAAAAUCAGAAGAGAAGGGGCGUUUUUCUUUUCACUUAUUGUGAUUUCGGUUGGAUUUUGUUUUUGGCUAUUUCUUUUUUCUUUCUAUUUUGGAUGGUUGUGGUGUGGUAGAAGGAGAUGAAGACACUUGGUACUUGACUUUGAUGAUUUUGAAGUUGUCUUUUGGGGUUAGAUUUUAUAAUCCCUUUUCUUCGGUUUCACUUAGAAACAGCCUGGUGGGGUGUUAUGAUUAAGACAUAUUUUGAAGAACCAUUGGUGUUUCUCUUGUGGGUUUCUUCGGUUAUUUUCAAAUCUUUCCUUCUGGCGAUGAGGAAUGAUGGUGGCCAAAAGCAGCAGGGUGGUGGCCGGACUAAUGGUUUCAUUCCCAGCUCGUUCCGAGCUAUAUCCAGUUACUUGAGGAUUGUUUCUUCUGGGGCCUCCACCGUUGCCAAAUCUGCGGCGUCUGUGGCCUCCUCAAUUGUGGAUAGGGAUGAUGAUGCUGCCCAUGAUCAGGUAAACUGGGCCGGGUUUGACAAGCUGGAGGGUGAGGGAGAUAACAUUCGUCGAGUCCUCUUGCUGGGAUACAGAUCUGGUUUCCAGGUUUGGGAUGUUGAAGAGGCUGACAAUGUUAGAGACCUAGUUUCUAGACAUGGUGGUCCUGUUUCAUUCAUGCAAAUGUUACGUAAACCAAUUGCAUUGAAGAGAUCUGAAGACAAGUUUGCAGACAGCCGUCCAUUACUGGUAGUUUGUGCUGAUGGGAAUCUUUCUGUUGGAAAUAAUAUGCAGGAUGUAUUACCCACUCCACACAAUUCGAGCAUUCAAAACGGCCAUGAUGCAAGCAAUGGAAGUUUUGUGCCAACUGCUGUAUUCUUUUAUUCCCUAAGGUCUCAAUCUUAUGUUUACAAUAUCAAGUUUAGAUCAGCUGUUUAUUCUGUAAGGUGCAGUUCCCGAGUUGUUGCUAUCACUUUAGCCACUCAGAUACACUGCAUUAAUGCUUCAACUUUGGAGAGGGAAUAUACUAUUCUUACAAAUCCCAUAGUUACAGGGUGCCCAACUCCAGGGGGUAUAGGGUAUGGACCUCUUGCAGUGGGUCCAAGGUGGCUGGCUUACACUGGGUGCCCAGUUGUAUCCUGUAAUGCUGGGCGUGUAAGUCCACAACAUCUGACUCCUUCUGCAAGUUUCCCGUCAAAUGGGAGCAUGGUUGCCCACUAUGCAAAAGAAUCAAGCAAGCAACUUGCAGUGGGAAUUGUGACCCUGGGAGACAUGGGAUAUAAGAAACUGUCCAGGUAUUGCUCCGAGCUCUUGCCUGAUGCCAAUAAUGCUCAUCAGUUGGGCAGUUCAGGCUGGAAAGGCAAUGGAACUGUUAAUGGCCAUUUGACAGAUGCAGAUAAUGUUGGAAUGGUCAUUGUCAAAGACAUUGUUAGUAAAGCUGUUAUCGCUCAAUUCAGAGCACACAAGAGUCCUAUUUCAGCAUUAUGUUUCGAUCCUAGUGGUAUCCUUCUAGUCACGGCUUCAGUUCAGGGCCAUAACAUUAAUGUUUUUAAAAUAAUGCCUGGCCAUGCUGGAAGUUCUUCUGCAUGUGAUACAGCUUCAUCAUAUGUUCAUCUUUACAGGCUGCAACGUGGUUUUACUAAUGCAGUCAUACAGGAUAUUAGCUUCAGUGAUGGCAGCAACUGGAUAAUGAUUAGUUCCUCUAGGGGAACAAACCAUCUCUUUGCCAUAAAUCCUAUGGGAGGAUCAGUAAUUAUCCCUGAUGCUGAUGCUAUUUUUACUGGCAAAAGUAAUGGAUUGGGGGCUGUGAAUAGGUCGCAUAGCAGUUGGCCACUCAAUUCAGGUCUACAAAUGCCUAAUCGGCAGAACCUUGGUCCAUCAGGUGUACCAGUUACUCUCUCUGCUGUAAGUCGAAUAAAAAAUGGACAUAGCUGGAGAGGAACUGUAAGUGGCGCAGCAGCAGCUGCAACAGGUAGGAUGAGUUCUCUCUCUGGGGCUGUAGCUUCAUCUUUCCACAACUGCAAAGGCAAAGCAUUGUACAUGGAUUGUAGCUCCUCAAGGAUGAAACAACACCUGUUGGUUUUUUCUCCUUCUGGUUGCAUGAUACAGUAUGCAUUACGAAUAUCAACUGGUAUAGAUGCAAUGACUGCUGUGUCGGGGUUAAACACUAAUUAUGAAUCAGGUCAAGAGCAUGAUGCAAGAUUACUGGUUGAGGCUAUCCAGAAGUGGAAUAUAUGUCAGAAACAAAAUAGAAGAGAACGGGAAGAUAAUGUUGAUAUUUAUGGCGACAAUGGCAUGGCAGACAGUAAAAAGGUAUACCCUGAGGCAGCUAAGAAAGGAAAUACCAUAUUUCCUGAAGCUGAGGGUCUGGGGACAAAAGGAAAGAUUACUCUUGAAGAAAAACAUCAUUUGUUUAUAUCUGAAGCUGAAUUGCAGAUGCAUGAAGCUCGGAGUCCACUAUGGGCAAAACCCGAGAUAUACUUUCAGUCGUUGGUGAUGGAGGACAUUAACAUGGAUAAAGAAAUUUCUUCCGGUGGAGAAGUUGAGAUAGAAAGAUUUCCCACUCGUACAUUCGAAACCAGAUCAAAAGACUUGGUUCCAGUUUUCGACUACUUCCAGACUAUCAAGUACCAAAAGAUGAGGACUCAUGGUAUAGAUAACAAUACCAAUGGGAGGCACCUAUAUCAAAAGUCUGGGGUGUCUGAAAAUGGCAGUCUUUCUCACAGAAGCAGCUCUGCUUCGCUCGACUCCUUGGCUGACGGUGGUGCUGUAGCGGCAGAUCUUCACAAUGGCAUUGAAGAAACUAGGUGUGAUGGUCUGCAGGCGCCAGUAGCAACUGAGCGCUUUGUAAAUACCAAUGACAUCUCAAAAACGACAACUCAGCUUGAGACUGUAAAUAAUAAAGAGAGCUUAAGAAUGGAGGCUCAACUCAAGUAUGUAAAUAAUAACAUAGAAGGCCUGAAAAUGGAGAAUCAUUUUGAUGACGAUUGCGACGAGGUUGAUUAGAGAUGUGCAGAUAUUCUUUUAUUCUCCGUGAAGGUUAUUAACAGUGUUUCUACUACUAUGGGUGCAUUUUAGAGAAGCCAUAGGAGGCUUGACUGUGUUACGGAAAAUUGUGGAUACUAUGUUCUUGGGUUUUAUCUUCUGUUGCCCUUGUAAAUAAAUGCCACUAAAAAACAUUACCAAUAAUCAUAUAUAACAUGUAAAUAAUAGCAUCAACUUUGCACA